This is a messenger RNA of Manduca sexta (tobacco hornworm), 594 nucleotides long. RefSeq lists its product as uncharacterized. Bases 1 to 594 code for a protein of 197 amino acids. Lineage: Eukaryota; Metazoa; Arthropoda; Insecta; Lepidoptera; Sphingidae. The record is from RefSeq and is a predicted model, not a curated record. The transcript has a single exon.
AUGGUCUUAUCGAAAGAUGGCAUCGAACCUUUGAAAGCAGCACUAAUGGCCCGCGGUAACUCCGUUCAGUGGACGGAUGAAUUGCCUACAGUGCUUUUGGGAUUACGCACCGCACUCCGCCCCAACGGAAAAUUUAGCCCGGCAAUGAUGACAUACGGAACAACACUCCGUUUACCCUCUGAUUUCAUCAUCCCGACGGCUAAGUUAAGUCAUGAGGAAAAUGACUACAUUCGUCGGCUUAUGGACACCAUGGCAUCGCUCAAGUCUACAUCUUGCUCUAACAGUACUGGACGAGAGCCGUUCGUGCACAAAGACCUGGCAACGUGCACACAUGUUUUCGUGCGAAACGAUCAAGUUGUUCCUCCGCUGACUCCGCCCUACGACGGCCCUUACGAAGUUAUCAAGCGUUACGACAAAUACUUUAAGAUCAAGUUACCGCUUCGUUCAGCUGUGAUAUCGCUAGACAGGCUUAAGCCAGCCUACAUCUGCACUGAAACGAUCGAGGAGACAGCCGACCUUAGUUUUCGACAGUCUAACCAGCCCUACGUCACCAGAUCCGGGAGAGUGGUAAAACCAAAUGUACGCUUCGCUUGA